GCAAUGUAAGAUGGAGAUGGAGAUGAGAUGGAGAUGGAGAUGGAGAUGGAGAAAAAAGAAAAAGAGGAGAAGCAUAAAGGAAAAACAAGGAAACAUGGCAAGGCAGUGUGACAGCCAAGGUCCGGCGAGGGACCAGAAAUCAAGUUUGGUCACUGGUGGGAGACUACUUAAGCUUGGACAAAUGGCUCCCAAUGAUAUCCACAUGCAGUCUUGUGGAAGGAGUUUCAGGUCAACCAGGCUGUGUUAGAUACUGCUCCAUGGUUCCAUCCACCGACAUCGCCGGAGAAGUACCUCCCAAGCUUUGGGUAAACGAGAGACUCUUAACUUUAGACCCUAUUGGUCACAGUCUUAGCUAUGAGAUCACAGAGAACAACAUGGGUUUCACAAGAUACGUGGCAACGUUGAAGGUGGUAGGUGGUAGUGGUGGUGGUGAUGAUGAUGGAUGUAGCUUGGAAUGGUGUUUUGAGGCUGAUCCAGUGGAUGGAUUCAGUGAGGAGAGUCUUGUUGCUUAUCUUCAGAAUGGACUUGAUGGCAUGGCUGCCAAGGUUGAAGAUGCUCUUCAUGCAUGAAUGAUCAUCACAUCUUGUGAGCUUUGAUUUAUGCACUUGAUUACUUGCUUUAAUGGUUUGAGAGUUUUUUCUUCUUUUUCUUAAUCUGUGUUUGUGUGUGUGUUUUUUUAACUUAAGUCUGUUUUGUUGUCUCUGUUUAGAAUUCUUCUCUCUUAGUUUGUUCUUGUUUUAGUUUCUUUGGUCUGUGUACUCGUUCCUAUAAAUUAUGGUUUAUUUACUGUAAAAAAAAUUAAAAAAAAAAAAAACUGUGUUGGAGAUA
Molecule: messenger RNA, 828 nt
Organism: Dioscorea cayenensis subsp. rotundata (Guinea yam)
Lineage: Eukaryota; Viridiplantae; Streptophyta; Magnoliopsida; Dioscoreales; Dioscoreaceae
Product: lachrymatory-factor synthase-like
Exons: 1
Coding region: 192-569 (125 amino acids)
Source: RefSeq, a predicted model, not a curated record